CACCUAUUGCGAGACGAGGCAGCAAAAACCGAGCAGAAGAAGGGUCGUUCAUCAACUCCUCCGCGAUCACAACGAAACCUCCAUCCCUCCCGAGGAUUCACUCAAAGUUGCUGAGAAAAUUAAAGAGCAAUAUUCAUACGUGUGUCCCGAUAUUGUCAAGGAAUUUAAGAAAUAUGACCAAGAGCCAGGAAAAUAUUUUACAAAAUAUCAGGGCGUGCAUAGUGUUACCGGAAAGCCUUAUGAAGUAGAUGUCGGCUUUGAACGUUUCCUUGGACCGGAAAUUUUCUUUAAUCCAGAAAUUGCUUCAUCUGAUUUCCUAACGCCCAUACCUGAUGUUAUUGAUAAUGUUAUUCAAUCUUGUCCAAUCGACACUCGACGUGGUUUGUACAAGAAUAUCGUACUUUCUGGCGGAUCAACAAUGUUCAAAGAUUUUGGUAAAAGGCUUCAGAGAGAUAUCAAGAGGGUUGUUGACGCGAGAAUAAAGAGAAGUGAAGAGCUUAGUGGAGGAUUGUUGAAGUCCACCCCAAUUGAUGUAAACGUCAUUUCACACAAGAAACAGCGGUAUGCAGUGUGGUUUGGAGGAUCGUUACUGGGAUCAACGGUAACUAAAUGA
Molecule: messenger RNA, 613 nt
Organism: Paraglomus occultum
Lineage: Eukaryota; Fungi; Glomeromycota; Glomeromycetes; Paraglomerales; Paraglomeraceae
Source: the annotation of a GenBank genome assembly